GUCGCCGGGGCGGGGGAGGGAGGCCGUUGUCGGGGCGACGCGUGUACACAAAGAAGCUACGAGCUUCUGAGGCAAGUCGUUGGACCAACUGCGGGCUGGGGUCCCCGGGACCCGCGGGCUGGUGCAGGGCGGAGAGCGGCUAUAGGCGCCAUGAGCCAGAGGCAGGUGCUGCAAGGGCUGGAGGAGUACCAGAAAGCCAGGCUGCAGUUCGUGCAGAAGGUGGCGGAGCAGGCGACCAGGCCCCAGAACAUCGAGACGCUGCAGAACGCGGGUGUAAUAUCUUUGCUGAGGCCUCUUCUUCUCGAUGUGGUCCCAACAAUUCAACAGACUGCUGCUUUGGCUCUUGGGAGACUGGCCAAUUACAGCGAUGACUUAGCAGAAGCAGUUGUAAAGGGGGACAUCCUUCCACAACUUGUUUAUUCAUUGGCAGAGCAGAAUCGUUUCUACAAGAAAGCCGCUGCCUUUGUGUUGAGAGCGGUUGGUAAACAUUCUCCCCAGCGAGCUCAGGCCAUAGUGGACUGCGGAGCACUGGAUGCACUGGUGAUUUGCUUGGAAGACUUUGACCCUGGAGUGAAGGAGGCUGCAACCUGGGCCCUUGGAUGUAUUUCCAGACAUAAUGCAGAACUGUCACAAGCUGUGGUGGAUGCGGGAGCUGUUCCUCUCUUAGUACUCUGUAUCCAGGAGCCAGAAAUUGCUUUGAAAAGGAUUUCGGCCUCGGCACUCAGUGAAAUUUCAAAGCAUUCUCCAGAGUUAGCACAGACAGUAGUGGAUGCAGGAGCUAUUGCUCACUUAGCCCAGAUGAUCCUCAACCCGGAUGCUAAAUUGAAGCAACAGGUCCUUUCAGCUCUCGGUCAGAUUGCAAAACAUUCUGUGGAUUUGGCAGAAAUGGUUGUUGAAGCCGAGAUUUUUCCAGUUGUACUUACCUGUCUGAAGGACAAAGAUGAAUACGUGAAGAAAAAUGCUUGCACUUUAAUUAGAGAGAUUGCAAAACAUACACCUGAGCUUUCACAGCUGAUUGUGAACACAGGAGGGGUGGCCGCGGUGACUGACUGCAUUGGGACCUGCAAAGGGAACACGCGGCUGCCUGGCAUCAUGAUGCUCGGUUAUGUGGCCGCUCAUUCCGAGAACCUGGCCAUGGCAGUGAUCAUUUCCAAGGGUGUACCCCAGCUGUCAAUCUGCCUGUCAGAAGAACCAGAGGAUCAUAUUAAGGCAGCUGCUGCUUGGGCCUUAGGGCAGAUUGGGCGACACACUUCUGAACAUGCACGGGCUGUUGCCGUCACAAAUGUUUUGCCUGUUCUGCUUUCUUUGUACAUGUCAACAGAAAGUUCUGAAGAUCUGCAAAUGAAAUGUAAAAAAGCCAUAAAGAGCAUCCUACAAAAAUGCACCUACUUGCCAGCCCUGGAGCCAUUUCUGUAUGACGCACCUCCAAAUAUUCUGAAGCACGUGCUUGGACAGUUCAGCAAGGUGCUGCCACAUGACAGUGAAGCUCGUCGACUUUUUGUAACAAGUGGUGGACUUAGAAAAGUUCAAGAGAUCCAAGCAGAACCUGGUUCUCUCCUUCAGGAAUACAUCAACAGUAUUAACAACUGUUACCCAGAGGAAGUAGUACGGUACUACUCUCCUGGAUAUUCAGACACACUUCUGCAGAGAGUGGACAGCUAUCAGCCAAUUACUGAUUAAAUGUCAUCAUAUUUUUAUACUCAAAUUCAUGGCCACAUUUCAUGAAUAAUAAUUGUUAAAAUUCUUUCUAAAUAUUUGAACUAAAUACAUUCUAGACUUAAUGUAAAAUACCUUUAGAUAAUAUUUUCAUAGUUUAUAGUUUAAAAAUUAGUAUCUUGAAUACAUGAGGAACUAUUGAUAAUCAUUUACAUAUAUUGGAUUUGUUCACAAGGUAAUUUGUAAAUAGACAAUAAAAGAUUUUUAAGACUUUUUUUUUACUAAAAAUCACAGAGAGACAGAGAGAGAAAGAGAGGCCUCCAACUAGAUAAAUAGGUGAAAGAUAGUGUUCAAAGCCUUUAUUUUGGCCAAUUCCAAAGAUAAACUAUAGCUAAAGGCCAGGCACAUGGCCUUGCAGAGUACACGGGAGGAUGCAGAAAGGACAUAGCUCCAGGAGGACAGGAACACAGGGCCCUUCAAAGGGGCACUGAUGCUGGGUACAUAAAUGCACUGACCUGGUACAUAGAAUCAGUCUACUGUCAGGUUGUCCUAAGAAUUUAGAAGGUGCUCCUCGUUUUCACAAGUUUUUGAAGUUCUCUUUUCAUCUUGCCUAAGAUGUUCUCCACCUUUCUUGGGGCUGCAGAGAGUAGAAGUCAUUACGAGGCAUUCUGCACUUGUAUGCACGCUCUCUGACCUCAUGGAAAGGUUUCUUAUUGAUCAUGAAUAAACAGGGAAGCUGGCAUGUAAGGUGAGUCCUCGUGUUCCCUUUUCCUGGCCUGUUCAUGCUCCCACAUCUCAAAAGUCACAUUUUUGGGGGUCAAAGGAAUAAUUUGAAAAAAAAAAUACAAUGAAAUUCAGACUUUAUACUUACUGUAUUUUCACCUAGAAAGGUAUAAUGGGAGAUUUCAAUAAAAUUUUAAAUAAAAAUAA
Messenger RNA from Chinchilla lanigera (long-tailed chinchilla), 2586 nucleotides. RefSeq names its product sperm associated antigen 6 (gene Spag6). The record is from RefSeq and is a predicted model, not a curated record. Gene Ontology annotation, cellular component: microtubule cytoskeleton; axoneme; acrosomal vesicle. Gene Ontology annotation, biological process: filopodium assembly; epithelial cilium movement involved in extracellular fluid movement; sperm axoneme assembly. The coding region runs from base 151 to 1680 and encodes 509 amino acids. The transcript is spliced from 11 exons. Gene Ontology annotation, molecular function: microtubule binding. NCBI's taxonomy places the organism in Eukaryota, Metazoa, Chordata, Mammalia, Rodentia, Chinchillidae.